AUGGCUCGUCUGAAGACCACUCCUGGUCGGCCAGAGGAGCACGACGAGGAGGAGCAAUGGAUGCAAGAUGUCCUUACCAAACGAGCAGAGGCUGCUGCAGGGCAAUAUCCACUAGACGAACCCGCAAGUGUCGAAACAACUGUUGCGCAAACCGCGAGGGUAGAAAAGCCGCUGACUUCAUCGUCUAGCUCAGGGACUGCUGGUGAGAUUCAAACUGCUGCUCAGCAAAAGCAAGCAAAACAAAAGCCACCCGCUUCAUCGUCUGCCACCACUGGGAUCAAGACUGCUCCUCGACAUAAGCAAGCAAAGCAUAAUCCACCCGCUUCAUCUUCUGCCACCACUGGGAUCAAGACUUCAGCAGCUCGGCGAAGACCAGCAAGACCAGCAAAGUCGGCCUCUUUACCGUCUGCCACUGGGAUCAAGCAAAAUGGUCGGCAAAAGCCAACAGGAAAAUCGCGAACUGCUGUCAGAGGACCGGGUUAUUAUCAUGGGAACCAAAACCUUGGCACCAGUCAGCACAAUGAUGAUGCCGAAAUCAUGAAUAUUGUUGCAGAGCGAGCCAGUGUAGCUACAGCAGAGUCCUUGAAAGAUUCAGAUCGAAAAGAAGACUACUACCGUUCCCAAGAGAAAGAAGACGAGAACGAAUGCAAUCCAGCAGCAGAAGAAGAAGAAGAAGACGAAGACGAAGACGGCGAACCUGUGCUGCAGACAGCAGCGUGCCAAGCCACAACUCAACCGCUGCAUCAACAAGGUCGUCCAGGGGCGUACAUGGGUGCUCCAGGUGACAGCUUACACCGCACCACUACUCUUGAUUACCGUCAUCUGCGUGCUCCUCGUGGCGACUCUGAUGAACUAUUGGAGACAGGGUCAGCUGGUGGCUUGGAGUCACUCGAAUCAUUUCGCAACAACGGCAAUGAUAAUACACUCAGCAACCACAGCGGCAAGGAUAGUAGCCGGAAUCUUGAGGACGUUCCAUUGCUGGAGGCGACGCUUGUUACUGAUGAUGACAGUGCCAAGGGCCAUCCUGAAUCAAAACAUCGAUCACGACUUUGCUUGGGAAUACUUGCUUUGCUGGUCAUUAUGGUAAUAUCUGUUACUGGGAUUGUAUGUGGCAGUGGUCUUUGCAGUCCAAAAAAAGAAGACUCGAACGUACAGACGACCACUAUGGAAGCCAGCAAUAUCUUCAAGCACAACACUGCCACUGUUCAAAUCUUCUCCCAACCCAUUGUCAUCACACAAACCGUGCUGGUGUUGUCUGAUCAAGAUCUCGGAGGACCAAUCCCAACAGAGAUCGCAGAGCUCACCCAACUAACUGAGCUUCUUCUAGAUGGCAACUCUUUGACGGGGCCUAUCCCGCCAGAGCUUGGGACGCUGACUCACCUAACAGUGUUGGAUUUGAGGAACAACCAGCUUUCUGGGACAGUCCCUUCAAACGUUUCUGAGCUCACCCAAUUGUCAGAACUUCGACUGGACAACAACUCAUUGACUGGGACCAUUCCACCAGAGCUUGGGGAACUCACACAGCUCACAAUUAUGGAUCUCACAAAAAAUGAACUGACUGGGACAGUCCCUCAAAGUGUUUGCUCGCUUACCCAAGACUACAGUCUUUCUUAUGUGGCAGUUGAUGAUGGAGUUAUAUGCCCCAGGAAGGAUUGUACAUGCUCUCCUGGCGAUGCAAACUCUGCAAUACUUGCACAGCCAUUUGACAGUCCAACUUUUGCUUCAGUUGCUCCCUCAUUUGUGCCAUCUUUGCGCCCCUUGACCACUGAAACUGGAAUGCCAUCACUUGUGCCAACAGGGAUGCCAACAGGCAUGCCAUCAUCAUCUGCAACGAGUGGAACUCCGUCAUACACGCCAAGCAUACUUCCAACUUCAAUUCCAACUCCAUCCCCAUCGGCAUGGCCAAGUGGGAGUCCAUCAGCUUGGCCAACUGAUAGACCAUCACCUGCUCCAUCAGCAGCUCCAUCUGAGACUCCAUCAACGGCUCCAUCAACGGCUCCAUCUGAGACUCCAUCAACUUUACCAAGUGAGAUCCUAUCAACAGCCCCAACAACAGGAGGUACAAUGGAAGGUACAUCAGAGGGUACCACAGAAGGAGCAACAGUAUCAACUGUAGUUGUGGCUGGUCAAGAAUACAGCCUAUCUGCCACAGUAAUGUUUGUUUCUAGUACUUUUUCAGGAUCACUUCCAACUGAGAUUGGCUUAUUGACAGGGCUUCAUGGAAUUUCAUUCAAUUCGAUUGGUGAACAUGUCAACAACCUGUAUGGAACUCUUCCAACAGAAUUGGGAUUGUUGACAAGUUUAAUAACUUUGGAUCUAAGUUACUCGUGGUUCAGUGGAACUCUUCCAACAGAGUUGGGGAGGCUGACUCGCUUGAGUAACCUUCAAUUGACAUCCAAUUCUUUGACUGGGAGCAUACCUACAGAGCUUGGACAGAUGACAGCUUGUACCAGCAUGGAAUUGAAUUUGAACAGGCUGAGUGGACCUCUUCCAACAGAGUUGGGGAGACUGACUCUCUUGAAUAGCCUUGUAUUGACAUCCAAUUCUUUGACUGGGAGCAUACCUACAGAGCUUGGGCAGAUGACAGCUUGUACCAGCAUGGAAUUGAAACUCAAUGGGCUGACAGGAGAAGUUCCUCAAAGUGUUUGUUCACUGACUCUAGACUAUGACUUGGGUUUUGCUGGUGUUGACUCUGCAGUGGAAUGUCCGGCGUCCUGCUGUUGCUACAUGUAUGAUCGUUGUUGCAAAGAAGCAAUUGAAUCUCGUCGAGGGUUUUCUGGGGAGUCUUCAGGAGAGCAUACACAGUGUAGUCCAGAAUCGGGCCUGAAUGGAACUAGGCGUUAG
This is a messenger RNA of Seminavis robusta, 2844 nucleotides long. The record is from the annotation of a GenBank genome assembly. NCBI's taxonomy places the organism in Eukaryota, Bacillariophyta, Bacillariophyceae, Naviculales, Naviculaceae.